CCAGGCAGUCGCGGCCUUUCUCGUACCGAGCUGCGGCGACACGAAACCGCAACCAUGUCGACGACGGAAGAGCAGCAGCAACAGCAACAACAGCAGCAGCAGCAGCAGCAGCAGCACUUCGCCCUCGUCGAAAAAGACGGAUGCAAACCGCUGAGAGUCUCCCUGUCGCAAUCGGACAGUGGCUUGGGACACGAAGGCACCGCCGAUGACGAACGAGUCGUCCGCGCGGAGCUGGAACAAAUCUACCAGACCUACGCCGAUCUCUAUCCAAACCCGAGGCUGAUCGAGGAGAAACGACAGGAGGAGACACUGUUGCAAGCGGCAAGGGCGGCCUCGGCCUUCCRGCGGGAGGCAGCGGGCGAAACCAAAAAGAAGCCCCGCAGGGGGUUCUUUGCCUCGUUGUUUGGCGGCAGGGAACCGGAGGAGGAAAGCAACGGCAGCCGCAGCAACAGCAGCAACAACAACAACAACCAACGCGACAACGAAAAGCUGGCCGAGCAACUGCGGUACGUGGACACGCCCAACGAGCACGACGACGGGAGCCUCUGCGGAACCAUGCAGUUCCUGGACGUGGCGUGCAUCCCGCCCGAGGUCUAUACCGUGGCGAGAUCGCACCUGGUGUCGUCGCGGAGGGCCAAGGACCACCCGAACGCCCUGCGGUGGGGACCGGAGAGCCGUAGUCUCCUCGCAAAGCUACAGCAUCGUCAACAACAACARCARCAACAACAACAAAGCCGGGAGGACUCGGUUAUCUUUGUGGUGGCGGGCCUGGGAGCCAUUGCGGAAUUCGGUGGCGAGCCCGGGCAUGGGUCCUCCUCGUCGUCGCGGGUCCUGCACACCUCGGACCGCGAGGACCUCCUCGCGUACGCCGAGCAAAKCCGGGAACCCGCCGGCUUUGAUCCCUCGGCGGCGAGGGGGACCGUCCUCUCGCAAAACUGCAUCGCCGUGUCGUGGGGAUUCCAGGACGGGAUCGCCGUGGUGUACCGCCGACGGGUCCUCCUCUCCGGGAACAACGGCGACGAAAACGAGAACGAGACCGCAACGGAGGAAUGGGAGGCGGUCCGGUGGCUGGGACCCUCGGGCCCCGUCCUGGACCACAUGACCGGCACCGGGCUGGACUUUUUCCACGACGACGCCGACCAGCCGGGGUCCCCCCUGCUGGCGGUCAGCGACUGUGUGGCCCUGCACGCCGAGGCCCCCGUUGCCGGCGCCGUGGCCSUUCUGGUCGUCGCUCGGCUGGGCGGCUACAUCGAGCUCGUCCCGAUGCCGAACGACCUGUGGGCGGGCCCCGUCCUGGAGCGAGACGCUUCGGCCGCGAGAAAGGAGCAGAAGGCCCGGCGGCAGCGGCAACGGCAGCCACACUAUGCCACCGGACGGGCCAUCGGGAGUCCCCCGACCACGCUGGCGCUGACCACCUUCGACUACCACCUCGACGUCCAGACCMUGGAGGUCCACCGGACCGGCGUCGACGGCGAGACGCAAUGGAACAACGAGUUGUAUCCCGACGGCCCGCCGGCCGAGUUUUUGCUGGUGGCCUCYGGGAUGUCCGCCGACGGUGGAUUCGGGGAAACCCUGACCUUUUGGUCGGUCAGCACGCUCUUUGCCUCCGCCCCCGAGGGGCCCGAUGGCGAAAGCGGCCACCGCGAUUCCCGGUUCGAGGUCCACUCCUCCCUGCUCGAGGCGAUCUGGACCGGGGCCGGGGCACCCGUGAGCAUCUUUGCGACGCAAGGAAUCAUGCGCCGCUGGAGAACCCCGCGGCACGUGGAACUGAAGGACCCUUCCACCGGCGAACGGGGAUCUCCGGGUGGCGGCGGCGCCGGCGACGACGACGGCAGCCCGCCCGCACCGGCGCUGGCACCGGUGACGACCCUCUCGACGCCGGCUCCGAUCGUGUGCGGAAGGUUCUCGGGCAGCGACGGGCCUUCGGGGCCCUUUCUGUCCCUUCUGGACUGGAACGGUGCCGCCCAGGUGUUCGAUUGCUCCGUCGUUGCCCGGCUGGCGGCGCAGGACCUGACGGAAGAGGAGUACGAGCGGUACCGGAGCCUUCGGCCCGGGGCCGAGCAAGACGGGCAGCGGGAGGACGAGCAGCAGCAACAACAACAACAACAACAACAGGAACCCUUUCUUCUCGUGUCCAGCGUCGUCGAUCGGAGCCAGGUCGCGGCGGCCCUGCAGAAAGUGGCGAGGGCUCCGGCCGUGAGCAACCUGCACUGGCUCGAAUCUUCUGGUCUGGGCACCGAUGGAUACAAUUUGCCGACCAUUGUCUUUCUGCUGGGCCAUUCCAGGARGCUGGCGGUGGUUACCUUUGACCUCGGCGGGGACGACCGCGGGCAGCUACGGCAAACACCGGGUUCCUCCGUUUCAUCGGUCCCCCUUCCAUCCUCGGGAGCCGCCAUGGAAACCMUCGGCGACAACACCCUUUCCUUUGUUUCCCUGCGCAGGGGCAGGUCGAAAUCGUCGCCCCGGACCCCGGCGCUGCUCUUCCACUAUUUCGUAAUGGAACAGCUGCAACCGGUGGCCAUCGUCGAGACCCUGGCACGGGARUCCAAGCUCCGGGAGGCCAUCGAGUCCGCGGGCAAGCUCUCCAAAUACGAGCAAAACGAGCUCUCGAGCGUGGUCGUGGAUUGCCACCGGCGCCUGUGGGAAACCGGUCGAGACGCGGAGAGCCUGCGCGCCACCGGCGACGAAUCGUACAUUGUCCGGGAAGCCCUGUCGAUCUGCCGGUCCUCGAACGCAAACGAAGACCCCGGGUUUUCUCUGGAGGAUCUUCGCUUGGUGCUGAAGCUGGCGCUCGAAACGACAACGGCUUUGGGAGAAAACRACAAACAAAAAGAAAUGGCGAGAGACUACUUUGUCCGGCUGGGAACCUACGAGCUCUUGUGCGGGCACUACGGGUCGAAGCCCUCGCUGGGUCGCUUCCGAGCAGAAUUCCUCGGGGUCGACCUGGCCGAAUUGUCGCACCAACUGGCUUCGCGGGGCGAUGUGUCGGCGCUGUCCGUGCUGCUCUUCCGGCAUCGAUCGAAGGUUCGCCACGGGUUGCUGGGCRUUCUGGGAUCGCUCCCACUCGCGCUGCAUCCUUCCUCCUUCUGCCACCUGCUGCCGGUGAUCCGCAGGGGACAGGUGUCCGAUUUGUUUCUGGACCCUGCCGGCCGGGACGCUCCCGAGCUGCCCUGGUCGCACAUGCCCCAGUUCAUACGGGAGAGGCACCAAGUUUCGAUUGUUUCCGACCGAUUCGACGAAAUCGCCGUGCUGGAGCACAACAAAGGACCACCGGGCGGGGAGGCCGASAGCGAGGAAUUUUUCUCGGAMGCGCUGCUCGCGGAUUGGUUCGUCGAGAGGGCGAAAGAAAUGCAGGCUUUUGUUGGUGACGUGGACGAGGUGGUUCGCAUGAGCCAGUUCGGAGCCAGAUGCAUCGAUCCCAAGACGGACUCGUCGUCGGUCCAGGAACUGCACGUYAUGUGUCGGACUGCGCUCUCGCUGCAGAGAAUGUUGUYGGACCAAGCCGUGYCGAUCGAUGGUGACGGCAUCGAUACCGACGACCUGAUGGGCAUGGAUUUGGUCGACCUCCUUGAUUUGGUUCUAGAUUCCGGAAUCCAGAGCUCGGAGGUGCAGUAUCGCUUCCACGAGUACGUCCAACCCAUCGUCAUGGAGAUGUCGCAUUCGAGUUCGAGSGACGGCUUGGACGAAGCUCUUUCGGCGUAUUGCCUCCGAGAAGCCAAGAAAUGCAGCGGCCUGCACAUUGCUGGAGCGAAGCAUGCUUUGGCAUUAGCGGUAGCCAUUGCAGAAAACAGCAAGGCAUCCCUGGACCAAAAGAAUCGGCUCAUCAAGAACGAACAAAUUUUGAUACAAAUGGUGCUUGCUACGACAAAGGAAAUUUCCAGGUUUUUGAGCGACACCGAUGCUUCGAUCAAUGAAAAAAGAGAAUUGAUCGAAACUAUCUGGUCGCUGUACGAGACUUUGCCUGCCCAUCUGGCCACACCAGAGUCCGGGAACGAGACCAAACUCAACUCUUUCUACCAAGACAUGGUUGGUGUAGACAUUUUGUCGAGAUGGCCCGGGUGUAAAYCCUUUGAGUUUUUCACCACGCGGCAGAGUGAAAUGCGGCAAGAAGGAUCCAAGGCCGAAGAAGARAAGCUCGUUGUUGUCGGUCUUUGUAAAUCGUUCACUGCCAGUCUUUCGAUGGUAGUGAAUCCCGAGGACGAGGUUUCGUUGCUUCAGGAUCUCCUGUGCGACAUUGGAAAUCUUCAGAAAGAAGUGUUUGGAAACGCUUCAGAUCUUUCAACGAUGGUUUGUAAUUGUUUGGUUCCGGCUUUCCUGGAAAAGGGACAGUUCAAAUUGGUUGCAUCCUACCUAGAAUCUGAUGAUACUGUCGUCGACAGACAACAAGUGGAAGAYUACRUCGUCGCGUACCUCGACGAAACCAUGUUUUCAGGAGGUGACGACGGAAGCAGRAUCUCAAAUGCCAUCACAUGCCAAGAUGUUCUUGAAACGGUUUUGCCUGAAAUCAAACCUCUCUGCCAAGCAAAUCGCCAUUAUCURGAUGCUUCCCAUUUUGUCUCAACCGUCCUCCUUGAAGACAAGCCUCACAARCGCCUGAAACCUUCAGAUUUUAAGGAGAUGCCUGCCUUGGAUGCAGUUGAAACAGUGUUACGAGAAAGCCCAGAAUGCAUUGCGUGUAGAUGCUCCCAGUGGACYGACAGUGAUUAYGCUCGGAAAGCGAACAAGCACCUACGUGAAGCAGAGUCGYCCAUCGGUGUCMCCGUGGAGGAACAAGAAAUUGAAGAACUGCCAGAAUUACCCGGAGGCGCUGUUUUCCACCUGGCCACGGUGUUAGGUUUGGAAAGUAGCGUGUCGGCAGUGGCUGUCAAAUCCAGGGUUAUAYAUUACGCCUUGAUGUGCGGGUUCCAUGGAGCUGGAGCCUCUAUUGCUAGGACUCUGAUAGAUUCGGAAUUUGGAUCGGGUGAGAAUAGGGUGCUCGAUUCUGUGAAACUUGACGCCAUAGUGGACGUGGUUUCGAACGAAAAUUAUUUAGACCAGAACACGAAAAAGGAAUUGUGUGAAUCUGUUUUACGGCGUUUCAAGAGUGAGAUCACGAUUAGGAACUCCGAGUCGUUCAACACUAUUCUCCGAGUGUCGUCAAAUCUGGAUCAUAUUACCAGCCGAUUCGAGCUGGAAGUGAGCGAUUUGCCUCCCGUGAGGAAAGAUUGUCUAUUGUCCCGCCCUAUYGCACGCCUACCUGUUCAUAUCUUCCAUGAAUAUAACAGAGAUAUAAUCUGUCUCUUUAGAGACUUGAGCAACCAAGCAAGUCAAGGGCUGAUGCAUGAUUCUUUGAUGGAAGCCCUGAGCCGCUUCAUAUUCUACUGGUGCAUUCACGACUCGAAAACAACCAAGAGAUACAUUGAUUUGAGAUAUAAAGCAGACGCUGAAGAGAAUUUGAUGGUAGGUUGCGGUAUGAUUCUUCAAAUCCCAAGCAAUGCCACUGCUACAAAUUGUGUUAAUGAACUACGUGAAAUAGCAGUCGCGCAAGCGGCAAGCGUUGCUACUGAAGAAAGAUUUGAAUCUACACAUGCUAUUAUUUUACCAAAUCCCGAUAUUMUGAAACACCUUAUUGACAGAGGAUUCAGUGAGAACGGAGCUAGAAGAGCAGUGAUAAUGACCGGAAACGCUGGAUCUAACGAAGCAUUGGCAUGGGGGGUUCAGCAUACAAUGGAUSCUGACUUCAACGAUCCUCUAGUUAUGUUGAAGUACUCAAACAGGGAAUAUAUUGAUGAGGGUUUUAUACAAUUGCUUCAGAAGAAUCUGAUACAAAUAUCUGAURUUCUCRAAAAUCCGACMCAGCGAUCCACAUUACUCCAGAUGGUUGGAAACCACUUUCCGAAGAAGUACGAAAAGAGUGAUUUACCGAUCUCAAGUGAUGCCAAGACAAAGGUGCAACCCACAAAAUCAGAAUUGAAAACUUCACAAAAGCUGACUUUGAGGCCGAUACGCCGAAAGGCGAAAGGAAAAGUUCAGAAGAUUGAUCCAGAGCAGUCCAGUAGUAACGAAAUACUUGACGAAAACGGCUCAACCCCAACUGAAGUCAAUGUAGCCGUCAAGCAGAAACAAAAACCUCUGCCACCACCUCGACGCAAUAUCGUUGACAAAAGUAUCUCGACAGCAACUGAAAGAAAUCAGGUCACCCAGGGAAAAGAACAACCACGACCACCUCCUCGACACAAAGCCAUCAACGAAAAUGCCCCGACUCGAAACGAAGUUAAUCAGGCCGUCGAGCAAAAACAAGAACUUCAACCACCCCCUAAACGCGUAACCGCCGAAGAAAAUGACUCUACCCCCACUGGAAUCAAUCAAGCCUUUCAACAGAAACAACGCCCACCACCACCUGCUAAACGCAUAGCCCCUGAAGAAAAUGACUCGACCCCCACUGAAAUCACGCCAAUCCUGCAGCAGAAUCAACAGCCGAUGUCUCAGUCUCAACCUGUAACCCUUSAAGAAAAAGACUCGACCUCAACUGAAAUCAGUCAAGCCGUCCAACAGCCACGGCGACCACCUCGACCUGUAGCCCUUGAAGAAAAUAACUCGACCCCAACUAAUAUCAGUCCAGCCGUCCAACAACCACGGCCACCACCUCGGCCUGUAACCCUUGAUGAAAAUGAUUCGACCCCAACUGAAAUCAGUCAAGUCAUCCAAAAGAAACAGCGACCACGGCCGCCGCCUCCACGAGUUUCAUCACGCGCAGGAAUCGAACCAAUGACGAAGUCAGUAAAGCAGGUAUCAAAGUCAAAGGUGGCYGGUGAUAAGACUCCGGACGAUGACAAAAAUUUUGAUCCUCAAUCUUYCACGAAGGUUGCAUUGAAACCGACGAUAGAUAGAGAAGCAUUACGGAAAAAAGCCAAAGAAGCUUUGAAGAAGCUUCAGGGUAAUCAAUCUGCCACUGAAAAUGGAGUCGAGKGURGCGCUGCGAAUGCAGGAUUGAGUUCCAAGACAAAAACUGCGAGUGAUGUGCUAAAAGCAACAGCACAAAAAAGAAACAAAAUGGGCUCGCAGAUAGUAAACGGUGAUGGUUCUACCACUGGUAAAGAAGUAAAGAAUAGGGUAUCCAAAAUUGGAACAGUGACUGGAAUGACACACAAUCGACGAGAAGACUUGCUGAAGCGAGGGCAAUUAGCACGARAGAGAGAACAGACAGCCACAAUGAAAGAGCAAACCAAUGCAUCCACMGCUGAAGAUGGCGUCAAAAGUAGUAUUUCCAAUAAUUUGGUAACAAAGAUAGCUACGAAAACUGCAAUGGACCGACGAGAGGCGCUGCUCAAGAAAGCACAGGAGGCUCUUAGCCGGCGGCGAAAUCCCACUACUAAUAGUUCCGACAGCCGCACAAGACUUAUUCAAGAAGGGAAAGAGUUACGRCUGCAAACCAAGCCUUCCCGUCCCACUGCUCCAAACCGUACCGGUCCGGUGACACGCAGCCGUCCAAACACAAAAUUUGCGWCGUCUUUGCCAUCGUCCUCUAAAUCAACASCGUCAUCGCAAGUCCGGAAAACGAUCSUAGAACCCAAGCUAGCACCUAUGAGCAUUUCGACCAGUGAGAAGCCAUCCCAGUUGGAAAACCCUUCUYCUAUUGGAACYACCAAUGGAGGUAACACCGGGGAACCAACAACGAAUGAUGGUAAUGAGAGCGAGGACUCCGGAUGGGACUUUGAUGACUUUGACGACUUUUGAGAGAUAUCCGUUCGAGUAGGACAAUAGUCCCCACCAAAUAUAUAAAAGCUGAUUUC
Messenger RNA from Pseudo-nitzschia multistriata, 7772 nucleotides. The record is from the annotation of a GenBank genome assembly. NCBI's taxonomy places the organism in Eukaryota, Bacillariophyta, Bacillariophyceae, Bacillariales, Bacillariaceae.